This is a messenger RNA of Prinia subflava (tawny-flanked prinia), 12789 nucleotides long. It is a transcript of the gene KBTBD11, whose product is annotated as kelch repeat and BTB domain containing 11. Lineage: Eukaryota; Metazoa; Chordata; Aves; Passeriformes; Cisticolidae. The transcript is spliced from 2 exons. The coding region runs from base 210 to 1976 and encodes 588 amino acids. The record is from RefSeq and is a predicted model, not a curated record. Gene Ontology annotation, molecular function: protein binding.
GGGGAAUGCAUAUGAGGAGCAGUAUAUGAAGAAAGCUUCCCGAAGGUCAUGCAAAGGCAAACGUGGCUAGUGGGGAAUCGCCUUCCAGAAUAGGCUGCAGCCUCAGCCUUCUUCCACUGAAGUAGUUGCACAAGGUGAUGGCCGCGCCGCGGCGGCCGGCAGCGCUCCGCACGGACCCGGCGCGGCGCCGGCAAAGGUAGCGCGGCUCCAUGGAGGGCAGCGGCGCGGCCGCGGAGGAGGAGGAGAGCGGGGCCGCGAACGGCGCUCCCCCGCCGCCGCCCACGCCGGCCGCCCCCUGCGGCUUCAGCUCCUCCCUCUGCUUCAGCGCCGCCGCCGCCGAGCCGCAGCCGCCUGCGGCCGGCGGCCGGGUGGUGCAGAGCCAGUGGGAGAUCAACAACGCCGCCUGCCAGCCGGAGGAGGGGGAUGAGGAGGUGGUCGGGCCGCGGGACCGGCCGCCGGAGGAGCCCGACCUGGUGAUCGAGGUGUCGGGCCGCCGCAUUCGGGCGCACAAGUCGGUGCUGGCGGCCAAGAGUGACUAUUUUCGUGCCCGCGCCUCGCGGGACGUCCUGCGGGUGAAGGGGGUGAGCUACGGGGCGCUGCGGCUGCUCAUCGACUACGUGUACACGGCCCGCAUGGGCGAGGUGCGGCACGACAACCUGGCCGAGGUGGUGAGCGGCGCCCGCGUCCUCCAGAUGCCCUGUGCCCUGCACUGUGCCGCCGAGGCCAUGCGCGCCCAGCUCUGCCUCGGCAACUGCUACCAGCUCCUCUGCCUGGCCAAGAAGCAGCGUCUGGCGGAGCUGCGGGAGGCUGCCUAUCGUUUCAUGAGCGACCACUACCUGGAGGUGCUGCGGGAGCCCAGCGUUUACGGCCGCCUCAGUGGCGCCGAGCGGGACCUCAUCCUGCAGCAGCGCAUGGAUGCCGGCCGGCCCUGCCUGCUGGUGGCCGAGGUCAGCGACGCCUUCGAGCGGCCGGGUGGUGGCAGCCGGCCACAGAGCCGCGAGAGCAGUCGGCCGCAGAGUCCCUCCUCCGUGGUGUCGCUGGAGGAGAGCGGCUCCCUCAUUCACUGCUACCACGAGGCCAGCGGCGAGUGGAGGGUGCUGACACGCCUGCCCGAGGAGGCCAAUGCCAAAGGCUGCGCCAUGUGUGUCCUCCACAACUACCUCUUCCUGGCAGGGGGCAUUGUGACGGGGCCGGUGGGCAGCGAACCCAGGGCCCGCCUUUCCGACAAGGUCUUCUGCUACAACCCCCUGACCGACACCUGGAGCCAAGUGCGGCCGCUGGCUCAGCCCCGCUCGCAGCUCAAGCUGCUGGCCCUGGAUGGUUACCUCUAUGCCGUGGGGGGCGAGUGCCUCUUCACUGUGGAAAGGUACGACCCGCGGGCCGACCGCUGGAGCCCUGUGGCACCCCUGCCCAAGGGUGCCUUUGCUGUGGCUCACGAGGCCACCACUUGCAACGGGGAGAUCUACGUGUCAGGAGGCUCCCUCUUCUACCGCCUGCUCAAAUACGACCCCAAGCGUGACGAGUGGCAGGAGUGCCCUUACAACAGCAGCCGCCGGCGCUCUGCCGACAUGGUGGCCUUCAAGAGCUUCAUCUACCGCUUUGAUGUGAGCAGUGGCCGUGGCGGGGAGCAGGGCCCGGGCGGCGGCACCAGCGGGGCUGUUGAAGUGUUCCGGUACAACACGGUGGCCAAGUGCUGGAGCCAGUGCGCCAGCCUGCGGCCCAGCGGCGGCCCCGUCCAGCCCUUCCGCUGUGCCCCGCUGGGGAACACCAUCUACUGCGUCAACCGGACCGGCACGCUUCGCUUCAGCCUAGCCCAGGACGGUGAGGUGGAAGCAGAUGGUGGGCUCAAGGGCACCUUUGAUGGGGAGCUUCUUAAAGCUCCCUUGGACGCCAAGGGUGUCCUCCUACCCUUCGUGCUUACCCUGCCUGAGAGGCUGGACAAAACAGGGGACCAGGAGGGCUCCCUCCCUCUGUAAGGCAGCCUGGCUCUGGCUUCCUGAGAGGGGAGUUGGGUUGCAGAUCCACAAACUCCCAUCUGCAGAGGGGACCCUCUGUGUUGUGUCUGCAGAGAAAAGGGUCUUCCCCUUUCCUCCUCUCUGUUCUCAAGAUGCUGAGCUGAUUUUAACUCGUUUGUAACUCUUCUCAUGUUUGCUGUGCUUUGUAUGAAAAGCCAAGCACACAAAAGUGAAAGCUGCUAUAAAGGAUAAUCUCUGGAUUAUGCUUGUGCCAAUCUCCAAUCUGAGAAAAACAUUUUUACACCUGGAUUUCUAAAAUAUUCUCGAAAACAGUGUCAUAAUGGGACGUUAGUGUUGGUUGUGUGUUUACAGAUAGUUGCAAUCUGGGCUGGAGCCUUUUCUGUCAUUUGUGUUUUUUUCCCUCUGGGGUGAUACUGAGGCGUAAACAUUGCUGGCAACAUAGUUUAGCUGCAUUUGUUUUCAUGUUAAACCAACUAUUUCCUGUGUUUAAAAAGUAUAGGAAGAACAUCUCCAUCACAGCCUUUCAUUUCUGGUGCAAUAGAUGGUUUAAGGAAGCUGUGGCACUGUAGUAGUCCCAGGAAUUUCAACUACACGUGAUUUAACAGAUACCAAACUUAACGUUUUAAGUAACACAAAUGUGUGCCACAUGUUUUUCUUGGAAUGCAAAGAAAAAAAAAGGUCAAGUUGCCUUUUUAAAAUGUGGCAUUUUAUGGUAGAUACAAAAUGUUGAUAUGUUCUUUAUUUGAAAAGGGCAAUGGUUUCUGUAUGAAAAGAUAGUUUCAUUACUUUUUUGAUUGGAGAUUUUAAAUUAAAAAUAAACUGAAGCUGUUCAGACUGCAACCAGUUGACAUGACCAUAUAUGCCACUAGAGCUGGGGAAGAUCUUUGUAUUUCAUAUGCUCUUUAAUUGACUGCAGUUCAAGAAAGGUUAACCUAAACCAACCUGUGGCAAAAGGCCUUUCCCACUUAUUUCAAGACCAUCAAAAGGGGACACAGAAAAUAGGAAUGUGCUACACAUGUUGAUUAUAUUGUGCACUAGCAUGAUGUUACUUCCCUGUCUUUUGAUUGAGAGACUGCUUUAUUUAUUUUGAAUUAAUGAUUGCUGUAAUCAAUAAGUCCUUGUUAAUUGCAGUACGUGCUCAUGGCGUACGCUGUCGUUGUGAUUCUAAACGCCCAAGAGUGCUGUUAGUGGGGCAGCAUCCAAAUGAGGCAAAACCAUACAAAACUUCCUCCUGCCUGUGGAAAGUUGGAGCGCGCUUUUUUGUUGGAGCACAAUGUUUGUCAUGUUACUCAGAACUGGAAAAUGUAAAAUGUCUGCGCAGACAGACUAUAUUGAAAAGGGCACAUACAUUUAUUUUAUACAUUUUAUAUUUAAAAAAAAAUCAAUAGGCAAGGCAAAUGUUUUAGCUUUAUGGUAAAUCACUGAGAAACCUUUUCUGAACAAAGAACCUGUGUUUUUGCCAGUACAUUGCUGCAUAUUCAGCAUGGAACUCGCAUGGACUGUGGAAAAGAAUUGUUUAUACUCAAAGCUCUGAUAUAGAUUCACAUUUUAGAAAGACGUAGGGACCUUGCAUCAAAAAAAGGAGAUCUUUUUAUGUUUUAUUAAGAUGUUUUUGUUAAACAGUACUUUAGCAUUCUUAAACAUAAUUGCUAGUUCCAAAGGAAGGCAGCAGGCUCUGUCCUACAAGACACCAUCUGUACAAAGGAGAAUAGUGAACUUCAUAGAUACUUCUUUUCUUCACUUUAAUGUUUGGGGUUUUUUUCUCUUCUCGUUGUUGCGUAGGGUUUUAGUGCAGCUGAUUUGGUUUGUCAUUCUAUUGAAAACAGUGGUCCAGUCCUAGAAAUUCUUAGCCAAGUGAGGCUGUUGCCUAGUGAGCUAAUUAAAGCAUCAGCCAGGCAGGAGCUGUAAGCCUGUGCAGUGUGACAUUUAUCUUAGCCUCAGCACAGGCUGGUGCAGUGGAAUUUAAGAUCCUUCACAGAAUAUUUGAUUGAAUUCUCAGAUGAGAAUCUUUGGAAAUAUUGACUCUAAAUUAAAUUACAGCACUGUAGCUUGAGCAGGAAAGAAGAAUUACAUGUUUGCUUUCAGCAUAAUUUUUAUGUUAGUUGUAGAAAGUAUUUCAAGGUGUGUAGUGCAAUGCUUAGGUGCAUACUUAAACUAGAGAUGUAAGUGCUGGGCCAGAUUUUGAAAUACUAACAUCACCAGGAACACACACAAGGAAACAUCAGUUUUAGCUUGCAAUACUGCUCAAUUUCAUAGUUCAAAGGCUUACAUAGUAUAGCUCUUACACUACAGCAUAGUGAGGUAUCAGGACAGGUUUUGCAUUCCUAUUAAUUAAGCACUUCCAUUCUGCUAAUGCAUGAAAAUGCUUCUAAAUGAGUUUAGAGAAGUUUCCAUGUUUUUAGAUGUGACAGUAAUCCACAAACUUUUGGGAUAGAAUGAACCAUAUCCUUUCUCCCAGUAUUUAUUGCUGCACACUAUGGAAAAGUACAUUUGGAAGUAAGUUCUACAGUAGUAAGUGUUCAGCAAACCUAUAGUGGUUUGUGUUUUUGCUAGCUCCUAUUUUUAAAAGAAGUUGAAUGAAGGGCUUACCUGCUUUCAGUGUUUACACAAUGUCAGUGGGGAGAGUCUGGGCUUCAUUAGUAGCUGUCUAUCAAACCUGUUUCCUUUGUACACUGCAUAGUCACAGGCUGUGAUUAACAACAGAGGCAUGUUUCUAGCCAGAUUUCCUACUCUGUGGCCUCUGUUUCCUCCCUGGUAGGCCUGAGGCAGGUUUGCUGAGAAUUGUUUUUUCCCCCAAUUAUGUCUUCACAAAGAAAUGCCCCCUACCAAACUUGGGUACUGAAACCAGAAUUUAGAUAGUCUUCAGGCAUUUAAAGACUGAAAUUGUCAUUCCAGAACCCUACAGUUUUACUUAAAUCUAGUAACAACUGUCUCUUUGACAUGUGGAGCUGCUGAGCAGUUUCCCUCCACCCAUUUGGAACUGCUCAGAGCAGUUCCACAUCUACCUACCAAGUGGGAAAUCCAGAAACCACUGAUGUAAUAGGGUUUAAUUUAGGUGCAAACCAAAGGGCCAGGCCACCCUCAAGUUUUGUUUGCAUAUGUUUUGCUUUUAAAACAACAAUUUUGUCUAGAGUAGCCUGAAGUCUACCAUAUUUGCAUAGGAACACGGAGAUCUGUGUGUGCUUUCGUAGCCUGCAAGCAUUCAGUCCACGUCUCCCUGGUUGUCAGUGGACUAAAGGAACUCUUGGAGCUAGUCCGUGAUCUCUACAUAUUUAUGCAUUUUGCAUUGUGUGUUAAUCUCACAAAUCAUCGAGGUAGUCAUCCUUACUGAGUGAUCUGAUACCAGCUGGAGAGACACAGUCUGCCCUGCUGUCUCUCUUCCCCCUGAAUCUUACAGCCCUCGUGUUUUAAUGAGACACGUGGGAGAUAGUUGCCCUAAUUUUUCAGGGAGUAAUUUUUCCUCCUAGACUACUCCUGUUUUCAGGGUCAUCUGCUAGAGAAUUUAGACUUGAAUUCCCCUAAGCUGAGACUCAACUGGGGCCUUGCCCUCGUGUGUGUGUGUAUGUGCACACCCCUGUGUUCUCACAUCUCCACAGCUGUUCAGAAGUACAUUGGGACCACCUCCUGUCACUCUUUCUCAGGGUGAGCUUCAUGCAAAUCCUCCAAAAGCACACAGAGACUCCUGUACAUUGAGUUCUGAGCAAAUUCCAGGCCCCACCUCCUGGAUGGGCAAUUCAGCACAGAUUUAGUACAAGCUGCUACAAUUGGGCAGGUUUUCUUUGGAAAGCUUUUGCAGACAGGCUCUGUGUUUUGGGUUACCAGGCUGCAGUGAGCUGCUCCGUGCACUGUACUGGGAGACCAAACAGGUAAUUUGGAUUCUUCUCAGGGGUGCCACCUUAGUAAAGAGGCAUUGCAGUACCCAACAAUGAAAUGCCUAAAGCCUUAAUUGAAUCCAGAACUAAAUCCCAAUUUCAAUAAAGAAAUGCUAUUAACAGAUGAAACUUCACUGUUUCUAUCUAUUAAUUGGUUCUGUAAAAUAGAAAUCUUAAUUGCAGCAAAAGCAUGUGUACAAAUUCUGUUUACACUUGAAACUAAGUCAAAAAAAAAUUGGCAAAAGAAUAACCCUGUUUGAUCAAAACUUGCACUGUUAAGCAACAUGGGGAGGAUGUUAGACAUACCCUAGUAAUGACUGAAAUUGUGCAGUCGAUGAUGUAAAUUCUGUCACAGAAAGAUUCUUUGUAAAUAAAUACCUGGUAAAAUUUAAAGUGAUAAAAGAAUAAAUUACUCACAUGAAAGCUGUACCUCUCUUGUGCUGUUUGAUUGGCUCUCAGAGUGCUGUAUCCCAAUUACCACUACUCAUGAGUGGCUAUUGCUUUUCCUAAUUUACAUGGUGUAUUCCAUUGACUGCUCCAUAGAUGUGUUAACCUUCAUUAUCACAAAGCUUAACAGUGAUGCUGGUGCUUUGUGUCUGGACCGAUAUGUUGUGUUUUCUUCCUGGAAUGAAUCCAGAUCUAGACAGAAUCCUAUCUUUGGGGGAUUUUUGCUUUUUCCCAGUAGCAUUGCUCCUGAGAAACUUAAGAAAACACAAGAAGGGGAAAUGGUAGUACUGUUGAGCAGUCAUAGUAAAAAGCAUUUUAUAAAUUUCUCUUUUUCUGCUGUUAUUUUGCACACCAGAUUGGUGCUGGUUUAACAGCACAGCUCUGUUUGGCUAUUACCAGUAGUAUGAAUCUGAGUACUGUUGUAGCAAAGUAUGUUUUUAACUAUUUGCUGCCUCAGCUCCUCCUCUGAGGUAAUGUAGUGCAAAUUUGUAAUACAUUUACUAGGUUACUGAAGCUAUUCUGACUUCAUAUUACUGCUACCAAAAGCAGAGAUUGGCACACAAGCUCAGUAAAAUUGUGCACUUCAAUCAGAAUAUGUAAUCACAUACUUUUCAUUUGUUUUGGCCCGCUGGAUGCUGAGAGCUGCUGGACUGAACCCACUGAUAUUAGGAAUCAGCAGGAGUGCUGGUUUUGGCUGGGGUCGAGUUAAUUUUCUUCACAGUAGCUGGUAUGGGGCUGUGUUUUGGAUUUGUGCUGAAAACAGAGUUGAUAAUAGAGAUGUUUUCAUUGUUGUUGAGCAGUGCUAACAUAGAGCUAAAGCCUUUUCUGUUCACCCCACCAGGAGGCUGGUGGUGUCCCCUCUAAAGCACAAGGGCUUUGGAGGGGACACAUCUGGGACAGCUGACCCAUCUGACCACAGGGAUAUUGCAGACCAUUUGUUGUCAUGCUCAGCAUAUAAAGGGAGGGAAGAUGAAGAAGGAUGGGAGGACAUUUGGAGUGAUGGUGUUUGUCUUCCUAAGUCUUCUCUAUGUGUGUUGGAGCCCUGCUUUCUUGGGGUGGCUGAACACCUGCAUGCCCAUGGGAAGCAGCAGAUGAAUUCCUUGUCCUGCUUUGCUUGCAGGUGCAGCUUUUGGAUUGGUUAUUAAGCUGUCUUUAUUUCAACCCAUGAGUUUGCUCACUUUCCCCCUUCUGGUUGUCGCCCCCAAAUCACUGGGAGGAGUGAGUGAGUGGCUGUGUGGGGCUGAGCCACUGGCUGGGGCUAAACUGCAACAGCAGGCUAUUUUGGAGACUAUCUUUCAUGAAUUACUCAAAGAAAUGGGAGUGAGGAGUAGGAGGGAAGAGUUGAAUUCAGAGUCAAAAGUACCGACUGUAUAUCCAGUUGAAACAAAUAGCAGGGAAGGGAAACCACAGUUAGUUCUUGAGACAGUGAUGACCAUAGGGCCAGUUUUUUUUCAAAUAUUUCUUAAACAGGCUAGGUUUUUACCAUUUAUAUUGCUAGUGUUACCAUUUUGCACCUGCAAUGCUUCUUAAACUACCACAAUGUUUAAUAAGCUACCUUUUGCAGGAGUCUCUUGCUUUGCUUUUAAGGCUUAGUGGAUAAACCCUGGACAAAUUUGUGAAAUCAUGAAAUAACAAUGUCAAUGCUGCCACUUAAUGCAAAUUCUUUAGACACUGUUCACAGUUCAGGUGAAUUGUAUGUGUAACUGAUGUAUUAAUAGUUUCAUUUUUGAAGCAUUUAUAGGUAAAGCUUUUUAUGUACUCCCGGUUUAUGUUGUAAUGAAAUAAAUACUUUUAAAAAAGUUUAUGCUCCUUGUUAGGGAUUUCUGGGUAAUUGUUUUUUCUUUGUUAUCUAUCCAAUCACUAAAUGGUAUUAUAUUUUUUUCUUACAAAGCAAAGACAAAAUUAUACAAAUUAUCACACAGGUAAACAUUUAGGAAAUGUUUCUAAGACUAAGCAAAAAAAAGAAUAUUUUCAUUUCACAGUGCCUGGGUGUUUGGAACUUGAAAUAUUCUGCACUGAAAACAUUUUCCUAAGUGCAGAUUAGCAUAUACUCCAGUUAACUUUUAUUUCUUUUUUGCGGUCAGUAUGUUAAAGUGCAUUAUUCAUUUGUUGAAGUUACAUGUAGGUUUUUCCAGAAUACUCUCCUGUGUUAUGUCAUGCAUGUCAGAUUUUUGGCUGGAGUAGAUUUACAGCAGCCUAAGUAAAAACAGAAUCAAACACAUUUUAAAUUCCCUACUUUGUCUCCUACUUAUUUUCUCAUCAGAUAUUUUGCUUGACAUGAAGUCAUAUGACCUGUUUGGAAACUCCAGUAUUCAUAGACUACGUGGGGUUGGACUAGCUGUAAUUUCUGUUAUUUCCUUAUCUGUUGAAACAUGCAAGCUUUCUUACAUUUUCUUAAGUAGGGCUAAAUUCUGCUGCUGAUUAAACCAGGGUAAAUCUGGAAUAGCUCAACCAAACAUCUUAGAUUACCAGAUUUUUUUUUUCAUUCAGCCUCAGAGUUUGAGUCUGUCAUAAAAUCACUGUAGACCUCCUUUGGAAAACAAAAAGAAAAGUUCUGACUAAGACUCAAGCAAUCAGUCACUUGAAUGUGUUUUGGUGUUUUUUUCUUCAUUAGAAUAUAAAUUUUGAACUCUGGUUUUUCUCUGUGUUGUGAACUACACAUUGGGAAGUUUUGUGUCAAAGAAGUUUUAUCUCAAGUAUGUAGUCCUGCUUGAUUCACUGAACAUUUUGCACCUACAUCUCUCAGGAUGCUUAAGCCCCAGGCUCAAGCUUCAGGUGUAGUCUGGUAAGUUACGUUGCUAGGUCCAGUAACCUGUGCCAUGAUUAAUUUUUCAGUUCUGAAAUACUAAACCAAACAAUUGUAGGACAAAGGAUUUGGAUUUCAAAGAUCUCUCAACUUGGGCACACAAAAUCCCCUGUUGUUACCUGUUUCCUGGUAUAAUGCAUCACUUGUGUCCAUGGAUUUAAAAUUCACAGUUAGUUUUCAUAUAAAAACAUCUGCAGGCAGAUGGUGUUGACCUGUAUUCCCCUGAAGGCAGAGAAGUCUUGCUGCAAGACAAAUCUUCAGUUGCUAGACUGUGCAAACAAGGAACUGUGAACUCUCAUGUCAUAGUCAGUAAUUAUCAAGUGAACAACAAUGUCGUCAAACAUGAGUUUACAGCCUUCGAACAGAUGUACCUAUCAUGGGUGGGGACAAAGGAAACUUGAAUCAGUAGCUAUUAGUGCUGGGACUAUGCCUAGGAAAAAACCCCAUUCCUGUUUCAGGAUUGCAUUGUCUAGGCAGCUGUCAAGAGAAGAAAGAAGUCCUAGGCUGAAUAACAGCAUGUGGCUAAAAGUAGGUCGGGAAGCAGUAAGUGUGGCAGUACCUGCAGGCGUCUUAAAAUGAGUGUGAAGAGGAUCUGUGUCUUGUAAACCCCAACUAGAACAGCUGCUGGUGAGCAAGCUCAGGCAGAGGGAGGGGAGCACCCCUGUGCUGGCAGCCUGUGCCACCCCUGUGGCACCUGCGUGGCAGGUCACUGGCACUGAGCAGUGACAAGAAGGAGCUGAGUGAGCAUCCUCUGAAUGACAGCUGUCCUGAUGCAGAGUCCUUGGGAAGGAGAGAGAAAACAAUACACUCCUGGCUGUCAUGUGCCAUGCCCUUCGUUGCUGUGCUCUCUCCCUGUGCUGGCAGUGCCUGUUCUCAAAUUCCCUGCUGAGAAGCUUAUACUUGGAAAGUCUUGAAGGUGAUGACUUUUUAUUCUCCUUCUUUUUCUGAUUUCUAUUUUUGCCUGUUUAUUUCAUUUGUCUUUUUUUUUCUUAUGCAGUCUUCUCUUUUUGUACCUCUCUCAUUGUCUUUUUUCUUUCCCCUUUAGAGGUUGUAUGUAUUUGUCUCUCUACUCAAACAUUUGAAUAGGUAACACAGGGAGUCUGUGAAUUUGGAAAAUUACCUUUUAGAAGUCAUUGAAACUCAUUUCCUCAGGAGGCAAACUUUCCUUCCAUAGCCUGAUAAUUUUUUCCCUUAAUACAGCCCUAAAUUUUUAGGUGAAGUGUGGAAGACUUGAUCUAUCUGCUUUUUGGCAAAAUGGAACGAUGAGCUGCUCACUUCCUAAGGAAAUAAAGAAAGUUGUGAGCAAUUAAAUUAUUCAUAAUGCAGACUUAAGGCAAGAAUUUGGCACCUUUUGUUAAGCUUACCUGAGCUUUUAGUCACCGCAGAACUGCAGCUACAGGAAAAAGUAACUGCAGGAUUGAAUUAUCAAUCAGCUAGGAGGUCUUUAAGGAAUAAAGUAAGAGCACACACUGUGGCAGAAUAAAGUUCAUUCCCAUAUCAUUUAGAAACCAUUAUCUCAGUGAGCAGAGACUAAUUUACUGACAACUUGUUAGUGCAUUACAGAUGAAGGUGGUUCUUUUUUUUCCUGUGUCAUCAUGAUCCCCAUCUCCAUGUCUCACCCCAUUCUGGUCCCUGACCUGCUGAUCUGCAGUUCUUUGCACAUGUGAAAAAUAAUUUCAGGAUUUGACAGCUGAAAAUUUGUAGGAAUUUUUACCUGUUCUGCACAGGUAGAUGGGUCUGUCAUCUGCAAUGAUGGAUCAUUUGUCUCUCCCAUAUUUUUCUAAAUAAAGAAAAACAUAGAAUCUCUAUUAGAAUUAGAGAAAUAAAAGCUGAUAUUAAAAAUAACUUUAGGGAAUACAAAUAAGGAAAAUAAAGUUUUUCCAUCAUUGCCAGUCUCUUUUAGAUCAUAAUGAAAUCCUAGACAGGCAGAGAGUCUUCUUAAAAAUACAUUUUAAACUAUUAGGAAAAUGCAAAAUCACACAGGUCCAUGACAGAGUUUCUGGAUUGGGAGCAGCAUGGUGCAGGAACUUCCAUGGAUUAAUUAAGAGAAGAUGACCCUCUUUAUGUUCUUACUGAAGUUCUCUGCUCCUGUGUAUCUACUGAAAGCAAAUUCUGAUUCUUACUGUGUGUUUCAGUAAUAUGCCUUGGAGGUGCAGGUAUUCUAUAAUCCUAUUCCAGAGCAAAUGGAAUACUUACUGAAAGAAAAACUGAAAGAAGUUUCAUCAUUAAUCAUUCCCUUCCUUCAUAUCUCCUUCUUAAGUGCUUCUUCAAUGAAUCCAGUGUUAUUUAAUUGCAGAUUCUGUCUGUGUCCAAGUCUGGUUUGCCUUGACAGAGUUGGAGUGUAAAGGUGUGAUGGUAGUGCAUGUGGAAUGUUGGACAAGCCUGGUCCAUAAAAAGCCAUGGCUGUUUCUCAGCUGGCUGACACACAAAUGGGAAGGAGCCCAGCCUGGCAUUUAACUCAUCAAUGACUGCUGUCAUUGCUACAUCAGACUUUCUGACCAGUUGUACACUGUUGUUGGUGUACAGGUGUGUGUCAGACACUAUACACCAAUCACUACAGAUGUAGUGUAACACGUUCUUAUCCCAGUCUAGCUAGGGGCAUUGUGCCUCCAGGCAAGAAGAGGAAGUCUUUGCUCACCUCGUACUCUUUGUUCUGGCUCCCACUGCUUUCCUGACCAGACUGCCUGGCUCAGUGCCUGCAGAGAGGAGCAAAGCUGUAUAUUCCCUCUCCCUAAAACAAGAAAGGCACAGCAGUUCAGCUGUUACGUCUUUGUAGGUCUCCGGGGAGAGCACACUUCCAGACUUCCUCUUACUCAAAUUACAAGGUUGCCCUUCAUUCCCAAGAGCUAAGAAAAAUGCUUAGCUUACAUGUGGUAAGAAUGAACUUGUAAAAGUUAUUUUUGAAGGGGCAGUGAAAAAAACAGUAUUUGCAGUGCCUGCCCUAGAUGUUGCUACUGUAUUUGAAACAGCUGGAGUGUAGGACCCCUCAUCAGACCCUGGGCUUCCUCAUGCACAGUUUAAAUGUGAAGGAAUUCAGGCAAUAGGUUCACUUUGAACUUUCCCUGCUCUCUGGGGGCACUAAAAAAGUCAAAAGAGCCAUUUGAGUGACUGCAGCAGUUCCUCUUCCACAGUGCUGCACAGGGACUCUGCACUGCUGUGCCAUGGCAGAUGGCAGCAGCGGGGAGAAAACAUGGGAGCAAUAAGGAGCUUGAGUGAAGCAUUUUUAGUGGGAAGAAAUCACAGGUGCAGAUUACCUGGGAGACAGUUCCCUGUUAAUGUUUUUUUGACUCUUACAUAUGCUUGCACAUAGUUUAUAAAAGAAGAUAAUUCUGUGGGCAGUGAAUGAUUAAUUCCUGCUGCUCUUGCGUUAGGAAGUAGAGGCUUCAAGAAGACCUCGUUUUGUUUCUGGUUCUGCCAUAAAAUUCCAUUUAUUACUGGGCAAAAGCUGUUAAAGCUUCAGUUCUCUCCAAACAGAAAAGUGGGGUUCAGAAGGGAGAGAAAGGUGAUUCAACCCAUUAGGUAUUGAAAAUAAGUUCGAGGGUUUUUUUCAUCAGUAAAGGACUUCAGGAAUAUUGGUUAAUACUGUGGAGUGCAUUUUAUUGUUCAACAUUUUACUGUAUUUGCUCCAUGUGAACAGAGUAUUUUCUUCCUGUAAAGCUGACCAGAAUAAAAAAGGAGUGAAACUGUU